Meriones unguiculatus (Mongolian gerbil) is the source of this 5328-nucleotide messenger RNA. RefSeq names its product carbohydrate sulfotransferase 10 (gene Chst10). Gene Ontology annotation, biological process: carbohydrate biosynthetic process; proteoglycan biosynthetic process. Gene Ontology annotation, cellular component: membrane. NCBI's taxonomy places the organism in Eukaryota, Metazoa, Chordata, Mammalia, Rodentia, Muridae. The record is from RefSeq and is a predicted model, not a curated record. The transcript has 6 exons. Gene Ontology annotation, molecular function: sulfotransferase activity. The coding region runs from base 285 to 1355 and encodes 356 amino acids.
GGCCCACGCUCGGGGGCCGCGGCGGGCGGCUGGCAGUCCCGGGCCGCGGCGGGCGGCGGCCUGCAGCCCCGCAGCCGGCGCGCGCCCGCCCUCCUCCUUCCGGCGCCGCCGCAGCCCUGCGCCCCGCGGGCGGCGGCGCGGAGGCCCGGGGCGGGGCCGGCCUCCCGGGCUCCGGGGCGCCCACAGGCCCCGCGAGGCCGGAGCGGAGGGUCGGCGGCCGCGGGGAGCGCGCGAGCGCCGGCUGCGCGGAGGGAGGGAUCAUUGCAUGGCCGCCGUCUGACAACAUGCCCCAGCAGUGGCUACUGCUGGCUGCGUGCUUCUGGGUGGUUUUCAUGUUCAUGGUGGCCAGCAAGUUCAUCACGUUGACCUUUAAAGACCCGGAUGGUUAUAGUGCCAAACAGGAGUUCAUGUUCCUGACGACCCUGCCGGAUUCGGGGAAGCUAAGAGGAGAGAAACAUCUUCCUGAGGACAUAAAGCCUACCGGAAAGAUGCUUUCCGACGGCCGUCCUGAGCAGCCCCCAGUUUAUCUGCAGCGGCUGGAGCUCAUCAGAAACGCCUGCCAGGAGGAGGCUCUGCGGAACCUCUCGCACACCGAGGUCUCCAAGUUUGUCCUCGACCGGAUAUUUGUCUGUGACAAGCACAAGAUCCUUUUCUGUCAGACUCCCAAAGUGGGCAACACCCAGUGGAAGAAAGUGCUCAUCGUCCUGAACGGAGCGUUUUCCUCCAUCGACGAGAUCCCGGAAAACGUGGUCCAUGACCACGAGAAAAACGGCCUUCCCCGCCUCUCUUCCUUCAGCCAAACAGGGAUUCAGAAGCGGCUGAAAACAUACUUCAAGUUCUUUAUUGUAAGAGACCCCUUCGAGAGACUGAUCUCGGCCUUUAAGGACAAGUUUGUUCACAACCCGCGCUUCGAGCCCUGGUACCGGCACGAGAUCGCGCCCGGCAUCAUUAGGAAGUACCGGAAGAACCGGACGGAGACGCGGGGGAUCCAGUUCGAGGAUUUUGUGCGCUACCUGGGCGACCCGAACCGCAGGCGGUUAGACCUUCAGUUUGGGGACCACAUCAUCCACUGGGUGACCUACGUGGAGCUGUGCGCGCCCUGUGAGAUCAGAUACAGUGUGGUGGGACACCACGAGACCCUGGAGCAGGACGCCCCCUACAUCCUGAAGGAGGCCGGCAUAGACCACCUGGUGUCCUACCCCGCCAUCCCGCCGGGCAUCACCGUGUACAACAGAACUAAGGUGGAGCGCUACUUCCUGGGCAUCGGCAAACGAGACAUCCGGCGCCUGUACGCUCGCUUUGAAGGGGACUUCAGGCUCUUCGGGUACCAGAAGCCAGACUUCCUGCUAAAUUAAGGCACCGGACGCUUCGUCCCGCUAGGUGGGGCUGGCUCGGUGGAGGUCUAAGCGCAGAAGUGACGCUUCAGUGCCCCGUGGUUCUGCUGGAGGCUGUUGGGCUCCGAGUAUCUGCUUAGCUCGGAUGGCUCAUGCCUUGGUGGUUCCCCUCCCCAGCCGGUAUCUUUAGGGGUCACCGGCCACCACCCCCAGGAGAGGCUAGGAGAGACUGAACAUUUGCAGACUGGUGGACAGACCACGCAGAGGACACAGCGUGAGGUGCUGCGUCCUCCCGCGGUCAUGUGGCCAUCAGCAGCUAUGGUCGGGUGCCCACGUACAGUCCCAGAGCUUUCUAGAGACAGAGUGGCUGAAUGUCUGCAGGGGGAACUGGGGCGCAGGCCUGAUUCCUCUUUCUGCCUUCUGGGCACAGCAGUAGGCCCAGAGGCAGAUCACGUGCUCUUUGAGCUUGAGGCCCUGUGACGUUUGGUGGUGGUAAGCACGGAACGCUUUGAGCGGGCUGUCCUUCCAUGACCCAGGCUAGCUCAUGUUUUCAGGAUGUCUGAGCCUACAAGCGGCUGCUUCUGGAAAGUGCGGGCAUUGAAGGAGCGUCUUAGGGACUUGGAACUUGGGGUGGGGAAGGAGGGAAUUCAGGUGCCUGGCUUGACUCGGCUGUUGUCCUGGACUGCCGAAUCUGAGCGAGCAGCAGGGGCUUUUCCACUCGUCUCCAGGCACCUCACUGUCCAGAGAGGGGAGAAAACACAGAGCAUGUCCAGUGGGCGAUCCAGGCUCCUCCUGGGAACAUGUAGGAGGGCCAGGCCCUCACUGCAGAAGCCAGGCUGAUCACACACUGCCGUAGCCCUUCGCGUCCACAGGUAGGAUCCUGCAGCCCUGAUUCUAAUCUUGCCACCAUCCUGGACUGAAAGACCCACAGGUUGGAUAAUCAGAUUCAUCAGCAAUAAAAUCCCGGGUGAGGCCGCCUCUGGUAACACGUCAUCCUAGGCACUGAGGCCAGCCCCAGCAAGAAGAAAGCCAUGGCGGCCAUCUCAGCUGCCAGCCAGCCGCCAAGUGCUACUAGCGAUGACAGGGCGGUUUCCCCGAGUACUGAGGCCCUAGCACACACAUCUUCUGUGGCAGCUUUUCCUAGAGGCCACAGCUCUCUCAUAAAGCCUUCCUGAACUUGUAAAUGUGAAAGUAAAAAAAAUUUAAACUAUGUGCCAAAUCUGACCAGUGAGUCCCAAGGGAGGGGCCUCCAGGGCCACAGGUAACUCUUGGGGGCUGCAGGCCGAGGCCAGGGAUUGGGCUAUGGACCGGAAGGAGGCUCAUCCCUUCCUUGUUAGCUGCCACAAUUGUGAUGUUGGGUUUAGUGAAGUUUUAGCAGAGCCUUCUUAAGAUCACUUCAGGCCCGAGUUGCUGAACAGCAAUCUCUUUCUCUGUUUUUGAGGUAAUAAUGUGUGUGAAGUUGAGGCCUUCUUCAAGCUAGUCCUCAUUAAAGCAGCAUUUUCUCUCACAAACAAAACUGUGGCUGGAUUGGUUUGGUUUUUCUCUUUCCCUCCUUUCUGGCCUUCUGGCCAUUUCCCUAACAUUCUUUGCCGAACUAGUAAAUAUUUUUACCACAGUACACCUGGAACAGGACAACUCCACACACCGUGGCUCCUGGUCCCAGACAACCAGCGUCUCCAGAGUGGCUCAGCCUGAUACCCUUUCCCAAGGUCUCAGGAUGCCCUUCUUGUCUUCAAACUCACGUUCCUCUUUCUCUUCAUUCAAGGAGGCAGUUCUUUCCCUGUGUCCCUUGACCCACUGCCAAGUUCAUCGCAAUUCAGGCUGUAGCUGCUCUCCCCACACUGCUGCACGGAGGGAGCAUUGCACCCCCACGCAUGACUUGGCCUUCUCGCCAGCCUUUCAUAGCUGAGGUGGGUCUCCUGGCUCAGAAAGCAUUCUUCACGGGGAAGGAACGGCAGACCCUUCUUCGAGACCCUGGGGUAGUAGUCACCCAUCCAGCUCUGCAGGGUGGACCUGUCCCUUUGACUCAGUCCUUCUCUUCAGCUUAAAGCUUUGGAAGGGGCCCAGAAGACUCCAGCAGACCUUGGUCCGCUCCUCCCUCCCUACCCCCGCCCACCCGGUGUUGGCAGCCUCUGCUGGUUCUUUUGCGGCUGCAGAGAAGCAGCCCCGAUCUGCAAAUUGCCUGUGAGCCCCGGUUUUGCUAAUGCUUGCCAGGUGUUUUGCAGCCGGCCUUCUGCCUGCUGUUCUCCGUGAAGGGGAUUCCCUGCAGUGGCUUACAAGCUGUGGUCCAGCUAGUCCAUCAGUGGUUAUGAAAGGUCCUGUGGUUCAGUAAAUAAGACUAGGUGCCUCAUUUGAUCUUCAGUCUAUGCCAGAAUCAUUUAAUCAAAAGAUUUGGUCAGGAGUAAGCUCUAAUGCCACUGAGGGAAUGGACUUGCCAGAAAGAACAAGCAGGCAGAGAGCAAGCUUCCUCCUUUUUUGUCCUUUGUGGAGGCUGCCAGCAGAAGGUGUGGUCCAGAUUAAAGAUGGUUCUUCUCAUGGGCUGGAGAGAUGGCUCAGAGGUUAAGAACACUGCUUGCUCUUCUCGGGGUCCUGAGUUCAACUCCCAGCAACCACAGCCCCCCUCCCCAACCCUCUUCAGAGAAGAAGGGGAGGAGGAAGAGAGUGGGAGAGUAGGACCAGGAGGAGAGGAGGGAGGGGGCUUUGAUCAGGAUGUAAAGUGAAUGAGUAAAUUAAUGAGAAAAAAAGUGGGUCUUCCCACUUCAAAUGAUUUAAUUAAGAGAAGUCCCUCACUGAUGUACUCGGCUGCUUGGGUUUUAGUUCAUUUGGAUGUACUUGGUUGUCAAGGUAGCAACCAAGAAUAUCAUCACGGGCUCUGUAGAGACGACCAUGGUUCACACCCCCACCCGUCUCACGUCCUGGUUGAAGAACAACAUCAUGCUCUGUCUCCACGAAUUUUCUCUUCCCUUGCGCUCUCGAUAGGCUAAGAAUGUUGAAACCCUUCAUAUUCUGGUGUCUUUUGCUUAAUAACCAAGCCUCAAAUGCCUUUCUCUGUGCUCAGAUUUUGCCACUCAGGUGGGCCUCAGCGUGUAAGGGUAAUUUCCUGACAGAUCAUUGGAAGCCAAACAGUACCCUGAGUCAGAAACACACGGAGUACCUUCCCCCUUGGGCGUGGUACCUUAGGAACACAGCCCGCUGGAGCAUCGGUUGUCUGCUCUUGUGACUGGUUGGCUAGCUGGCCGCUCACUGCUGCUGCUCAGCAUCCAAUGUUGCCAGUCUAGAGGAAAGGAUUAAAAUCCAGAGCACAAUUUUCACUGAAUUCAUAUUGAUUUCACACCAUUAGAAAGCAAAAAAAGGCUUGAGUCAAAAUAUCCUGAGUUGGGAGCUAUCUUUAUGCGUGGUCGGGAGAAGGCACAAUGCUCCUCCAGCACUCUGCCCAGAUCCGGCAAAAUAUUGGAUCUCUUCACUUGCAAGUUCUGCUUGCCACCAAAAGCUCCAAGACGGACACACCCCAGGCUCUUUACCACUCUGUGCAACGAUAACCUAUUGUUGAUAUAAGGAUGGUGCAUGUAUUCAGUGACCCAGCAGCAUGACAUGAUAACCUAAUAUCAUAUAGAGAUCUGUGGGUGUGAGGUUGUCAUGUUAGGCUAGUUGCUGGGUCACAGGUGCUUCUUCUGUGUGCAGUGCAGAGGACUGAACCCAGGGCUAACAUAUGCCAGCCAAGCAGUUUACCGCCGGGCUACACCCUAACCCCACUUUGAGUGGAAAGAAAAAUGAGUGUUAGGACUUUGAGGGAGCCGACAAUGCACAAAACCAGAAGCAGCAACGAUAUUACACAGAGGAUAAAACGAAAGCGUUAGAUGUAGGCAAAUGGCACGAUCGGUUCUUUAGGAACUGGGGUAAAAACGGAAUCUUGUGCUAGAGAGAAGCCCAUUGCUUUGUGUGCUUUUUAAAAAACCAAUAAAAAAUGGGGCUGGAGAGAUGGCUCAGCAGUUAA